This is a messenger RNA of Cylas formicarius (sweet potato weevil), 2205 nucleotides long. RefSeq names its product 4'-phosphopantetheine phosphatase. The record is from RefSeq and is a predicted model, not a curated record. The transcript has 4 exons. Gene Ontology annotation, biological process: coenzyme A biosynthetic process. The coding region runs from base 625 to 1713 and encodes 362 amino acids. Gene Ontology annotation, cellular component: cytosol; nucleus. Gene Ontology annotation, molecular function: ATP binding; pantothenate kinase activity. NCBI's taxonomy places the organism in Eukaryota, Metazoa, Arthropoda, Insecta, Coleoptera, Brentidae.
UAGGAAUGUCGUGGUUUAACUUUAUACCAGACAUAAAUUGGCGAGAAUGUCAGGAUUUUAAUAAGAUUUAUUUUUUGUUAAAAUAUUGAUUCCGGUAGCGAAUGAAAAAAUUAAAGAAUUGUGAAUCAGUAUUUGCCAACAAAUAAUCAGAAGUAGAAAGUAAAAUUUGCAAAAAUCAAAAAUUCAAUCCUUUUUACAAAUCUAGUGCAAAAUCAGAUUACCCAUACGGGAGAUAUCCAAAGUGUCUGAUGAAAUUGUCGAUAACCGUCGAUAUUUAUUCGAUACUUCAUUUCUUGCUUUGAUUGGUUCGUUCCCCCAACACGAUACACAGUGAUAAACAUUUCGUUAACUUGAUUUUAUAGUGUUUUCCCAAAGAACCCCAAGAAAAAAACUUCAAUUCUUGUGAAAGUGGUGGUAACCGGGCGAGGAAAACUGUAAAUUUUCUUUUUUGAGCAUUUUUUAAUUUCCUACAAAGUAAUUAAAUUAACUCUUAUGGCAUUUAAACGCUAGUUACUUGAUAAGAAAUACUUGAGACAACAGAGCGACUGAUAACAUUAUUUAAGUUGAAUUACAAACUCAAAAUUUAAUGCCAUUUCACAUUUCUGAUUUACUUUGAGGUUAACUAUGGCAAAAGAUAUAUGGGAAAAGAAAAACCAAAUUUGCCCUUUGUUAAAAGAACCAGAGGUAUAUAACCCAGACACAAUUGAUUUAUUAGACAAUGAGAAUGCACGAAACUACUGGCUACCGUGCUUGGAAGCUAUGGUGGAGAGAUUUACUAACAAAGCAGGGUCUCUGAACCCAGACAAUCCCGAAGCUUCAGAAAUUGCCAAAAUUUGUUAUCAAGAAUUUCAGGAUUUACUUGCUAAAAUUAAGUCUGAUCCACUUGCCCUGAAACCAUUAUCUAUAAGGACUUUACUAGAGUUCAACGAGGACAAUUUGAGGUCUCAUAAUUUAAAAGACGCCUGGCACAUGCAAAAAGAGAGUGAAUCAUUGCAAGCCUUUCAAGAAUUCAAUGAUAGAUUAAUUGAUAUUGAUUCAAUCAAUGAUUUUGAAGAAAAAUGGCAGGAACUUAUAAAAGGUGCCUUAGCGGGAAACGUUUUUGAUUGGGGUUCUUUUGCGGUUUCUAGUUUAUUGGAAACAUCAACUCGGUUUGGUUUUGGUGAAGCGAUGAAGACAAUAGAACGAAGGCCUUGGUUUCAUGAUAAUUUCGAUGUCUGGAUUACCCAUUUAAAUAGGCAACCUUAUAAGUGUGUGGUGAUAUUCGUUGACAACGCUGGUGUCGACUUUGUUUUGGGUGUGUUGCCCUUGGUGCGAGAAUUUUUAUCCUUAGGCUCAAAGGUGAUAUUAGCUGGCAAUUCUUCACCCUCACUGAAUGAUGUAACCUACAGUGAGCUAAAUGUGUACUGCUGCAAGGCAGCAGAGUAUUGUAAUGUCAUAAAAAACGCAAUCUCCACUGGAAAGCUCGUUACUGUCGAAAAUGGACAACAUGGUCCCUGUUUAGAUUUAACCAGCCUUUCGCCAGAACUGUGCAACUUAAUAAAAGCCUCGGAUCUUGUAAUUCUGGAAGGAAUGGCUAGAGCAAUACAUACGAAUCUCGAUGCAAAAUUUACGGUGGACAGCAUUAAAAUGGCGGUUUUGAAAAACGAGUGGUUGGCGAAAAGUUUGGGUGCCACUCAGUUUGCUGUUAUUUUUAGGUAUGAACCAGCCGCGUGAAUAUUAUACUCUGGUACCUGUUCAAUCAUUGUAGCUUUAAAAAUGUCAGUAGGGCUGUUUUAUUUAUAUGAGAGUAAAAAUUGGUAAAUUGCUAGAGUUGCUAAAAAAUCAUUACCUUUUUUUUCUCAAUUCCAUUAUAACUUUAUUUUGUUGUCGCAUUAGCCAAGGAAAUUUUAUUUGGAUCUCGCUAUUGUUUGUGAUAUAUAAUUUUGUACUACAGUUCAGGAUAUUUUAACCAGAUCUAAGAUAAUUAGGGAGAUACAUUUUCCAAAAAAAAAAGGGCAAAAUUACUCUAUUUCUAAUCAAGUAAAGGAAUGCGACCACAGAGCCUACAUGCGGAUUUAAAAAAAAAUGAUUGUAUUUUUUUAAUGUUUUAAAAUUUAUGCACAGGGUUUAAUGUAAUAUAUCUAUGUUAAUACAAUCAUGUAAAUAUGACCUGUAUAGAUACAUAUACUAUAUCAAGACUGUAAAUAUGUAUUAAAUUUGACUAUU